Oncorhynchus gorbuscha (pink salmon) is the source of this 3741-nucleotide messenger RNA. RefSeq names its product constitutive coactivator of PPAR-gamma-like protein 2. Gene Ontology annotation, cellular component: nucleus. Lineage: Eukaryota; Metazoa; Chordata; Actinopteri; Salmoniformes; Salmonidae. Bases 977 to 3601 code for a protein of 874 amino acids. The record is from RefSeq and is a predicted model, not a curated record. The transcript is spliced from 15 exons.
UUCAUCACAGCCCUGGUCAGGGCUAGAAGGGAUACAGCUUUUGUCAAAUUAACGUUAAAAAUAUAAAUUUAGUUAAUUUUCGCUAACCUUUACUCUUUUCCAAAACUAAACCUAAUUCUCCUAACCUGCUACGAAAAGUCGUUAUCCGACAAAAGCUGUUUCCAUCUAGUCAGAAACCCUCCGCUUCCCUCCGACUUGUGUUGGUCCGUGAGGAAGUCGCAAGAUGGCUGACAGCGCUCGGAAGUAUGCUCCCUUCCUCUACAUGAAGUCGUGAGUUUGGAAGUAUGCUCCCUUCCUCUACAUGAAGUCGUGAGUUUGGAAGUAUGCUCCCUUCCUCUACAUGAAGUCGUGAGUUUGGAAGUAUGCUCCCUUCCUCUACAUGAAGUCGUGAGUUUGGAAGUAUGCUCCCUUCCUCUACAUGAAGUCGUGAGUUUGGAAGUAAUCGAGGGAGGAACUAUCAGGCGUUUGUUUUUAUUGAAGUUAUUGUAUUUCUCCAAACAGACCAUUUAAUUCCUGGGGACCCAGUUAGCUGAAAGCUCCUGUAGAUGGCUAACGGUAUCAACAUAUACAUUACCUAGUACAUUACAUUAGCACUUGCAAUUUGAACUAACAUAAAUAUUUGCACCGUCAGGUUAAGUAUCGUCCAAAUCAUAACUACGGACGGCCAGUCACAUUUUCAGAUGUUAACUAGAUAAAGGAAUAUUUAACGAGAAACUUCAGUUGUUUUGCUGGCAGUUUACCACAAUACUACCAGGGAUGGACACACGACCAAAUGUAGCAACGUUAGCCAGGUUGCUAACCAGCUAGGCGGGGUUGGGGGGGGGCUACCGGCUACCGGCUACCGGCGACAACAGCCGUGUAGUCAAUCAGUUACUGUCAGAGAGACGAGGUAGUCAGCCGCCCGUUUCCAGCUGCUACCGGAUCGACACCACCCGAGCCUUCCCCCGAACAGACCCACCGGUUCAACAACACCGGGAUGGGCGUGCAGGGCUUCCAGGAGUAUCUGGAGAAACGUUGUCCCGGGGCUGCCAUCCCCGUGGACCUCCUCAAACUAGGCCGUACUGCGGGACGCCAGCACCACCACCCCGGCCCUCUGCCUCUUCCGGCCCGGAUACUCAUCGAUGCUGACUCCGGUCUGCAGCGGCUGUACGGCGGCUACCAGACGGACUGGGUGUGCGGCGGGGAGUGGAACGCCAUGCUGGGAUACCUGUCCGCUCUGUCCCAGGCCUGUCUGUACCAGGGCGGGCUGGAGCUGGUCGUGGUGUUCAACGGGACCCUGGGGAAGGAGCGGUGGCCGGAGUGGGCACGCCGGGCCCAGGGACAACGCCAGACAGCCCAGCUCAUCGUUAACCACGUCGGCAGUAAGGCCACUCCGCCUCCCCGCGCCUGGUUCCUGCCCCCCGCCUGCCUCAGUCACUGUGUCCGCCUCGCCAUGUUCCGCUUCAGAGUGCGGGUUGUCCAGACGUUGGAGGACCACCACCAGGAGGUGCUGUCCCUCUACAGGGACUUUGGUUUCUGCGGCCUGAUCGCCCAGGACUCAGAGUUUGCCCUCUGCAACGUGCCCACCUACUUCUCCUCGCAUGCCCUCAAACUGUCCUGGAACGGCAAGAACCUGACCACCCACCAGUACCUGCUCUCUGAAGCAGCCAGACAGCUGGGUCUGAAGACACAACACCUGCCCUGCUUCGCUGCUCUGCUGGGGAACCAUAUUCUCCCUGAUGAGGACCUGGCUGCCUUCCACUGGAGCCUUUUAGGACCAGAACACCCCCUGGCCUCACUCAAGGUGCGAGCCCACCAGUUGGUGCUGCCUCCCUGUGAGGUGGUUAUCAAGGCGGUGUCUGAGUACGUCUCCUCCAUUAAAGACCUGGGGAACCUCGACGCUGUUGCCAGGGAUGUCUUCAACCAAUCCCAGUCUCGUAUGGAGGAUAAGGUGGAGCGUUUUAAGAAGGCUGUGGAGUAUUUCUCAUCUGCCUCUAAACCACGCCCACUCUCCAUGGGACCCUCCCCCUGCCUUUGGUUUGGUCCGGCUCCUUUUGGCAGUCCUCCUGGCCACAUGGGGGCAAUGCAGCCUGGAAAGCACCAGGGGGUAAAACGGAAUGCUCCGUGUGGACCAGGCCACGCCUCUCUGUUCCAGAACCUGCCGGACUGCAACGAUUCGCUGUCUGGGACAAUGGGCUACAUGGAUUGGUCGGCUCCAUAUGACCAGGGAGGAAGUAGAUUAACGAAUCACCACACGUCCGCUCCCUCUGGCCCCUCCCACUCUCCAUCAUCUUCCUCAGAUGGAGACGAACCAAACGACAGCAGCCACCAUCUGACAGACAAGUCCUCCGGGUGGGACGAUCCGGCCGGUCGGGGGAGUGGAGGGGAUGGUUCCCACGGUAUCGGGAGCGGAUCCAACAUUCCAUCGCUGUUGUCAAUGGCGACGCCGAGUCAUAUGGACAUAACCACGCCCCCUCUGCCUCAAAUCAGCGCUGAGGUGUUGAGAGUAGCAGAACACAGACAUCGCAGAGGACUAAUGUAUCCAGAGAUAUACCACAUACUGACCAAGGGAGAGAUGAAGAUGGCGGUGUGUAUAGAAGAUGAUUGUAACAGUGAACUGCCUCCAGCCUCUCUGCUGUUCAGAGCAGCCAGACAGUACAGCUAUGGGGUCCUCUUCAGCCUAGCCGAAACACACCGACACCUCGAGAGACUCGCCAUGCGCAACAGAGGACCCCUCGAAGUUCCUCCAGUGAUAGUGAAGGAGUGGUUCAGUGGGAAGUCGAAGUCGGCCCUGACCCCGGAGCUGGUUCCAGCGCUGUGCUUCAGAGAGUGGACCUGUCCUAACCUGCGGAGGCUGUGGCUUGGUAGAGCCAGUGAAGAUCGCUCCCGGAGGACCAGAGCUUUCCUAGCUUGUCUGCGCUCUGACUGUCCUGCCUUACUCAAUGCUGCUCAGGUCCCACAACACCUUCUGCUCAUGUGCUGCGUGCUCAGGUAUAUGAUGCAGUGGCCAGGUGGUGGUAUUCUACAGAGACAUGAGUUAGAUGCCUUCCUGGCCCAGGCAGUCUCUAACCAGCUCUACGAACCAGACCAGCUACAGGAACUGAAGGUAGAGAAGGUAGACAGUCGGGGGGUCCAGCUGGCGUCUCUCUUCAUGGCGGGCGUGGACACUGCUCUGUUGGUCAAUGACGUGUGUGGUCAGCCGUUACCAUGGGAACACUGCUGCCCCUGGGGUUUCUUCGACGGGAAACUCUUCCAGACCAAACUGGCCCGCGCCGGCCGAGACCGACUGGCCCUGUUCGACAUGUGUGAAGGACAGGAGGAGCUGGUGUCUCGUGUGGAGAAGAUGCGUCAGGCCAUUCUAGAUGGCAUCAACUUUACUCGUCCUCCUCCCCCUCUCCCCCCUCUUUCCUUCCUCCGCCCUCCCCCUUCUACUCCCUACCCCCUCUACCCCCCCGGCCCAUGGGUAACAUGCCCCCCCACUACCACCCUCAUCAUCCUCACCACCACCCAAAUGAUCCUCACCACCACCCUCAUCAUCCUCACCACCACCCAGCCCAGCAUCGACCCAGAGGCUUCCCAGGUCUGCAGUCGAUCCCCCCUCAGGGAGGGAAGUUGGAGAUAGCCGGCAUGGUGGUGGGCCAGUGGGCCGGGAACAAACCACUGCGUGGCAGAGGGGGGCUCAACAUGCAGGUGGUGUCGGUCGGAGCAGGGAGAGGAAGGGGUAAGGACAUCCCAGCGAAAGCAGGACGAGGAGUUAAAAAG